CAGGAGGGGUAUGUCAUCUGAGAUGUCAGUGUGUCUGUUGUAGUAUGCAUUUUGUCAUCAAAGUUCUUUUGCUUUAUAUGUGGAUGUUAAAAUAUGAAUGUAUAAACUUAACUUGACCUUUUCUAUUUUAGGAACUGUUUAUUUCAUCCCUCAUCUGUUUAAGCUUUGUGAACUUGACCAAGUAUAUUGUGUACAGUUGAAGUGUCCAGAGCUGCUGCAUCCAUGUCUUGGUUCUCCUGCCUCUUUAUUCUGUGGCCAUCCCCCUUCCUGCUGCUUGUGGGGCUUGUUGGCAGACAGCUGGGGCUCAGGGUUGGUCUGCAGGUUGUUCAGACACUGACGUGUUCUCGGUGGGGUUCACCAAGCGACCAAGGUCUGUUCCAGGAGGGAAAUGUUGUAAUUGGUGGGCUCUUCAGUCUCCGCUAUAAUCCUUCGGCUACAUACCAGGACUUUACUCAGCUGCCAUACUACCAAUCCUGCACUGGUUUGGAAAACCUUCCAUUGCAGUACAUGUAUGCUAUGGUUUUUGCUCUGGAUGAAAUCAACCAUAGUGCAACCUUGCUUCCAGGGGUGAAGUUGGGCUACGACAUUCGUGAUAGCUGUGGCAUACACCCUUGGGCAACACAGGCAGCACUGUCACUAGUUGGAGGAGACAGCAGCAGCUGUAAUUCAGCAGCACCAACAAACUAUUCUGCUCGGAAUAAAGAGGAGAUCAGCACAAGUAGUGGUGAUCAGCUCGUUCCUCUUAUCAUUGGUGGUUCUUCAUCUGUAGCAGCCAAGACACUUGCAAAAGUCCUGGAGCCACUUUCUGUACCUUUAAUGAGCUACACAGCCAGCUGCUCCUGUUUAAGUGAAAGAGCUCAGUAUCCAAACUUCUUCAGGACCAUGCCCAGUGACAUUUACCAAGCAAGAGCAAUGGCACAGCUUGCCAUUCGCUUCAACUGGACUUGGAUUGGGGCAGUGGUAGCAAACAACGAUUAUGGACACAUGGCAGUAAAGGUAUUUCAGGAGGAGACUAAGGGGAAAGAGGUGUGUUUGGCAUUUGUGGAAACUCUCCAAAGAGACAAAAUUGUGAGUGAUGCCAGACAAGCAGCACUCACAAUUCAGGCCUCAACUGCCAGAGUGAUUCUGGUCUUUUCCUGGUAUACAGACGUGAGGGAACUAUUCCUGCAACUAGCCAAGAUUAAUGUGACUGACAGACAGUUUCUGGCCAGUGAGGCUUGGAGCACCAGUAGUAAUCUCCUCCAAAAUCCUAUCACUUCCAAAGUGGCUAGUGGUGUUCUUGGUGUUGCCAUUAAAAGUUCAUCCAUACCUGGGUUUGAAAAUUAUCUACAAAGUUUAAACCCAUCUUAUCGCCCUGACGAUAAGUUCUUAAGAGAAUUCUGGGAAAAGGAGUUUGGUUGUAGUCCCGAAGCCACUAAUCUGUCUGCUUCUCGAGCAAACAGGUGGCUUGUAAAGUCUUCUCUUCCACCCUGCAGUGGUACAGAGUCCCUGGAGAACGUGCAGAAUCACUUGACUGACACCUCUCAGCUGAGAGUGACUUAUAAUGUCUACCUUGCUGUUUAUGCCACAGCCCAUGCCCUUCAUAGCCUUCUCUCGUGCCCAAACAGCAAGAGCCAUUCUGAAAACAACAGCUCCACUUGCUUCCUCCCAAAACACAUCAAACCCAUAGAGCUGAUGCAGCAGAUGAGCAAAGUGAACUUCACCACACCACAGGGUGAACUGUUAUAUUUUCAAGGGGGCGACGUUCCAGCAAAGUAUGACCUCGUCAACUGGCAGAAAACCCCUGAUGGGGCACUCAAACUUGUCCUGAUUGGCCGUGUUGAUGGAUUUAACCUUCACCUUGAUGAGUCAGCUAUUCAUUGGAGCACAGGAUCACAACAGGUGCCUGUUUCAGUGUGCAGUGAGAGCUGCCCCCCAGGUACCCGAAAGGCCAACAGGAAAGGAGAGCCCCUCUGCUGCUUUGACUGUAUCCCAUGUGCUGAUGGGGAGAUAAGCAAUACAACUGCUUCUCUUCAUUGUGAGCGAUGUCCAUCUGAGUUCUGGUCCAAUGUUGAACGAACUGCCUGCAUUCCUCGUCAGCUGGACUUCCUUUCCUUUAAUGAAACAUUGGGCAUUACUCUGACUACAGUAGCUGCAUCAGGUGCUGUGGUGACAACAGCUGUGUUUGUGGUAUUUCUUUGCUACCGUCAAACACCCAUGGUGCGAGCCAACAAUUCAGAACUUAGCUUCCUGCUUCUUAUGUCUUUGAAGCUCUGCUUCCUGUGCUCACUGGUGUUCAUUGGUCGUCCAUCAAUCUGGUCCUGUCAGUUCCAGCAGGCAGCCUUUGGGAUCAGCUUUGUACUUUGUGUUUCCUGCCUCCAAGUCAAGACCAUAGUUGUUUUGGCUGCAUUUCGCUCAGCUCGGCCUGGUGCUGGAGCCUUGAUGAAGUGGUUUGGUCCCAGUCAACAGAGAGGGAGUGUCUGCAUAUUUACAAGCAUA
Molecule: messenger RNA, 2478 nt
Organism: Labrus bergylta (ballan wrasse)
Lineage: Eukaryota; Metazoa; Chordata; Actinopteri; Labriformes; Labridae
Source: RefSeq, a predicted model, not a curated record